Molecule: messenger RNA, 6182 nt
Organism: Stegodyphus dumicola
Lineage: Eukaryota; Metazoa; Arthropoda; Arachnida; Araneae; Eresidae
Product: tRNA (32-2'-O)-methyltransferase regulator THADA-like
Biological process (GO): tRNA methylation
Cellular component (GO): cytosol
Source: RefSeq, a predicted model, not a curated record
AAGAGCCGUUUAUGUCUAACGUGUUUUCUUUUUACGAUGAACUUAUUUGUUUAAAAUGAAUAGAAUAUAUAUGAUUAUCCAAAUAGAAAUGAAUUAAAGAACAGUUUAUAUUCUGUCCGUUUAAAGUUUUUUCAUCUGCCCUCAUUUUUAGAAAUACGUAAUCAGUUUUUAUGAUAUGUGGUUUGUUGUCGUUUAUUUUAACGUGUAAUGUUUUACUGAUGUUUCUUAAAUUUGUGUGAAUUUUCGUUACGCAAAAAUUUUUAAGAGAGAGUUGUAUUGUAGUUUUACCGAAAGUCUGAUUAAAGAUGCGUGGGAAAAAGAAGAAAACAGAAAAAAUAAUUUAUGUUUUUCCUGAUGAAAUUUUGAAUUACGUGAAAAGUGAAGGAAACUAUUGUGAUAUCUUAAAACAUAUCCAAGAUCUCAUGUUUGCUGCAGAUGGCAUUAAUCAAAUGAAUGCUUUGAAAGAGGUAUACAGAAUUUUAUCUUCAAAAAUUAGUGAUUUAACUCUUCUUGAAAUGCUGCUUGAAAUACUGUGCACCAUGUUUUACCAGUCACCUUUGAAAAGCUCACAUAAAAAGGCUGUGCAUAGAAUUCUUCUGGAAUUAUCUGAAACAUAUCCUGAGAAGUUAACAACUUUGUUGAAAGAAAGUUUGGAACUGAAUAUGACAACAUCUGCAACUUUCUCUGUGAAGGAAACAGACAAAAAUGUUAAUUGUAUUUUGGGUCUUUUGGAUAAUUUACCAAUAGGGAAGAAGGUUAUUAAUGAGCACUUUUUGUUUGUUUGGAAAACCACAAGCGAUAUUCUUAUUGCUGUUCUAAAUUUUUUAAGAGUCGAAAACAGUCUUCAGAAAACAACAGAAUUAUAUUCUCUUUGUCAGUCAGUAUUGAAAAUGAUUAUUCUUAUGUUUCAAAAUUGUAAGAAGAAUUUAUUCACACAAUAUAAAGAAGAUAUAAAUUUUACUUCAGCAUCAGAAAAUAUAAAAAAAUCUCUGGAUGAUCUACUAAUGAGUGAUAAGACAUUCUUAAACUGCCGUUUGAAUGCUGCCAUUGCAUGGUGUUAUUUCAACUAUUUUUGUGAUAAGAAGGAAUUUAAGAUGGAAAUUCUUUCUGAAGAAGAUAGUUUUCAAGCUUUUAAGAAAUUUCCAUGUUCUUCAUGUCUUUGCAUUUUCAGUGGUAUCAUGGCUGUCUUUCCUCCCAAUGAAUUUAUUAUGAAAUCUAGUAGUUUUUGUAUAGUUGACAAAAUAGUACAUGAGGUACUUAAUAUUUCUAAAAGUGCUAAUGAUCCGGAACUACUGUUAUUAUGUGUCCGUGAUCUGAUUCAGUGGACAAAUGUCUUGGGAAAUAUACUGAGUUCUACUAGCAGUCAGGUAAUAGAUGCUGAAAGAAUUAAAGAAUUAAGAUACAUGCUGUCAGAAAAUAAGAGCCUUAUGAAAUUACUUUUUGAAUAUAUUGUGCAUCACAGAGAGCAUUUUAUCGAUAGUUUGCGGCAUUUAUGUAGAGAUUUGUUUAAAAGUCUCCUCAACCUGCAUAUUUUAAUUAUUGAUAUCGAAGCAUGCCAAAGUCCAUUGAUAAAGGAACUGGCACUUUUCUUGUUAAAAGAAUUACCAUAUCAUAACCGUGGCAAGUAUGGUUUGGUAAGUUGCAUUGUUGAAAUAAUUGGAACUGAACAAAUUCUCAUUUGGCAUCCAUCAUUACCAGAAGAAUUGUAUAAAGCAUUAACAGAAGUCAGUCUUGUCACCCAUAUUUCUGAUGUUUGUGAAAGCCUCUUUAAACAUUCAUCUGCAGAUGAACUGAACUUUCAGCAUGUUUGGCUGAAUCCCCUUUUAAAAUGUUUGUGCUCUGGAAGUAAAGAACAAAUGAUUGCUGUGGAUGAACAUAUUUUUCCUAAACUUCUGAAAGUCAAGCCAUUUUCAAUACAUUUCUUAAUGUCUGAAUUAUCCUACAUGUGGGAAAAUAAUAUUGGAAACUGCUUUAGUGCCUUAAUCGCUUGUGUAAAAUUUUCUGAAAAGCUCAAAAUUUCCAAAAGUAAUGAGAUGUUAUCAACUGAAAUUUUAAUGAAAGCAUUGUGUCAUGCUGAUGAUCAGAUACGCCUCUCUGCUUUUUCAUUAUUGUGUGAAACUCAAAAAACAACUGCUCCUGUUCCUUUUGAAACACUGAAAUUAGUUAAAUUUAGCCUCCCACGUAACAUCAACUGUCAGUCUCCAUCGUUCAGGCAGCAGCUAAUUUCUUAUAUGAAGAAGUUAUUUUUUCGAAUAGCUGAGAGCAGUUAUGCUCUGAAGAAGAAAGAGACAUUAAAUGCAGUUGAGUAUAACAAUGCUUCAAGCAUCCUAAGAAAUUAUGAGGACUUUCUGUGUUGGUUAAAGCAGUAUCUCUAUUCAUGCUUGCAUCCUGGUGCAAAUUUCCCAUGUCGUGUGACAACUUUGAAUCUCCUCUUUCUUCUGAACUCAAUUCUUCACCAGUCAGUAUGUUUAAUUGAUUCUAAAACUGCUGCAGAAACUCUACUGUAUGCUCUUCAAGACACUUAUGAGAAUAACAAAUUGCUAGUGAUGAAAAUUCUUUCAUCCAGCAAAAUUUCUUCCACAUAUUUAGAGGAUGAGAGGUUUAGGAAGUCUCUAUUCCAAACAGCUUUAAUCCUUGCUUCAAGUGCUAAACCACCAGAUACUGUUACUGCAGCUUAUAUGUAUGCCUUUAUGGUGCAGUGUGAUAAUUUUUAUUCAUUGGUAUUUGAUUAUUUGUUAUAUUUAAUAAAAAUGGGUUUUUGUCCUUUACAAUUUGAGAAAGAAAGUGUGGAUAAAAUAGAUUCUUCUACUUUGUUUAUUACAAUUUUAAUGCUGAUGUGUGAGCUAACUAAGCAGUUAGAACUUGCCCUAGAAAAUUUACUGGAAGCUGCUAUUCGGGCUCCAUUAUAUGGAAUUUUGACUUGUAUUCGAAGUGUUCUAUGUCAGGUGAAAUUCAGCAAUAUUAAAGAUACUUACUCAUUAAAACAGUGGCAUGAUUUGAUACUGGAGUUGAUUACAUUAAGUAUUAAAGUUGCGAGCUCAGUUGAACCUGUUGUAUGCAAUUCUUCUCCUGAAGGGCAUUUGCCUAUGGAUGCUGACCACGAAAAUAUUAUACAACUUCAAGCUGCUGUUCGUAGAGCAAUUGGAUGUCGAUUUCAAUCUGCUUUAGUUCAACCAUCAGAACAAUCUUCAAACGGUGGUCUUCAAGUGGAUGAUGCAGUUGUUUUAGAUUUUGUAAAAACCCAUGCAGUGACAGCACAGAUGUUACUCCUUUGUUGUUGGCGAACCCAUAAAGAAAUUUCUCUGCUUUUUGGGGAAAUAGCUGAACUAGUUCCUAUUUUCCUUCCUGAAGUUAGCAAUGAAAAUGGCAUUUUAAAUGCAACUCAGGUUGAAAAAAUUGGCGAGUAUUUUACUCGCCAGAUGAGCUUGGUAAAACACAAGGGGGCAUUUGAACAAGCAUAUAUUGGCUUCAGCAAGUUAUGUGGUAAGCUUUGGAGAUCACCUUUUCUGAAACUUCAAGAAUUGCCAAAAGUGUGGUUAGGGGACCUUUUGCUAGCAAUUAGAGGAUUAAAAGAAAACAUACAGUUGUGUCCAACAAGAAGAAGUGCAGGUCUUCCUUUUAUUAUUCAAGCUUUGUUAGCAUCUGAACCUGGAAUUGGAAACUCAUCAUUUCUUAAGGAAACUAUGUCUACUUUCCUCAGUCUUGCUGACGAUGAAAACCAAAAUAAUUCUGAUGCACAGGUUCAUGCUUUAAACAUAUUAAGAGCUUUGUUUCGAGAUGCAAAUCUUGGAGAAGUGGUAAUGCCUUUUGUAUCUCAAGGAUUGAAAAUAUCUGUUUUAGGUUUCAAGUCUCCUCUUUGGGCAGUACGGAAUUCCUCAACUUUACUGUUUAGUGCAUUAAUGAUUAGAAUAUUUGGUGUUAACCGAUCCCAUGAUGAGGCUGGGAAGAAAAACAGAUUAACUGGGAAAGCAUUCUUUUCAAAUUAUAAAGAUAUGUAUUUUUUCCUGCAUGAUGAAUUGGAGCAGUGUGUGCUCUCAUUUAAUCAGAGUAACACAAGAAGUAUCUCUACUGAGCCCACUAUGUAUCCAAUUCUUCUGAUACUCGGAAGACUUUACCCAGCUGCUGGAGAAUCUGAUCCACGUUUAGCAUCUUUCAUUCCUCUUCUCUGUAAAUGUGCUUGUAGUCCUGUGUGGAAGACUAGAAUUUUGUCAGCAAAAGCUUUAGUUCCUCUGAUUUCAAUUGAAAAUGUAACUGCUACUCUCCAAUCUCUGUUUUGUUCUAUACCCUCUGAUGCAGAAAUAAAUUUUAGCAACAAUAUGAUUCAUGGAUUAUUACUGCAAAUUUUAUAUAUAUUGAAAGAAUGUUUAAAUAUUCCAUCUUUUCAAAGGAAAGGUUUGGAAUGCAAUUUGCAGUUGUGGAUUUCAUCACAUUUUGAUGUAAUGCUGAGAUCAAAUGCAUGUUACAGCAUCAGAGCUGCAUUCAUGGAAAUUUUAAUCAUUGUAAUGAUGUUAAAUAUUGUGCCACUGGAUUUCUAUUUAAUGAGAAGAGUGCUGGAUGCUAUAUUAACAGAACUUGAAAUAAUUUCUAUUAUUCCUGACAAAGAUCAUUAUUUAACGUUUGCUGUUGUGUAUAUACUAUUUCAAAUGAUUCAGCUACAAAAUAUAUCAUCAUCUAAUAUGCCUUUAUGCACAGAUACUGAACACAGAGUAACAAGUGAAAUGAAAUGCCAGAAUGAGAUUAGUGCUUCUGAGCUUUCGACUUUAAUUUUAAAAUUUUUAGAAUGUGAUGUUGAAGUUGUAAGAUACACAACUAUCCAGUUAUUGACAUGGAUCUGUCAGGAUGGCUGCUUUUUCCCUAUGCGUGUUUUAGAUUCUUCUGCUGAUAAUAUUUUCUUAAGAGAUUUAUCAAACUCUGUUUCUAUGUUAAUAGAGAAAUAUAAAGUCAUAGGAUGUGAAUCUCUUCAAAAUGUUAACUAUUGUGAAAGUAUUACAAAAAUUUUAGGAAAAGAGUCAAAUUUGUCUUACAUUGGAAAGAUUUAUGAGCUUAUGUGUGUAACUCCAAGUGCUGUGACUGAAGUUUGGGAAUUUAUUCAUGGACGACAUAAUUCUCAUCAAAUAAAUAAGUUAGAAUAUAUCCUGUCCCAUUUAAAAGCAUGCAGAAGAGACGAUGUUUCCUGCUACAUACUGUUGUUUUCUGCGCAACUUGUCCUAGACAUAUGUUCUGGCUUAGACACGAAUGCUGAAAAGGAAGAAUCAUUAAGUGUCGUUGAAAAGUGGAUGCUAUUAAUAGAAGAAUUUUCUCAACCUGAAAACAGCGUGUUAAAAAGACAAGCAGUUGUUUCAACUUUGAGCGUUCUCAGUGAAUCAUCAUUAUUUAAAUCAAGUAUACUAGGAUCUAGAACCUCAUAUUUAUGGCAGGCUCUUCUGAAUCUACUGAUUGAUGAUGAACCUGAAAUUAAAAAUUCAGCUUCUAAAAUUGUUGCUUCUAUAAAAGGCAGUGAAUUUUCUGAUACAAGAAUUUUAUGUUUUGUUCCCUGUGUUGCUCUGGAUGAUAUGAUGGUAUUGUUCUUGAAAGCAAAUUCUGCUUUGCCAAGUUACUGCAUCAGUAUGCUUCUCAACUGGAUGCUUUCUUGUCAGAUGGACUCUUUUGACAACAUGAGAGAUGAGCAACCAUUUGACAAAGGAGAAAUGAAUGUUUUUGCAGAAGAUCUAUUAAUUACAAAACUUGCAUCAAAACAUAUAUCUGAGUACUUUAAUUCCUUGAAGGAAGAUGAAUGUUUUAUCUUAACUGAUAAAAUAUCUUGUUGGAAAUCUCAGACACAGAAGACACAAUAUACUUUAAGUGAUGCUUUGAAUUUUUGUGUUUCAGAUGCAAAUGCAAUUGCUGAGCAUAUUAUUAAUCGCAAAGUAUUAUCUCCGUUUAUAGAUAGUCUUUUUGAACAGGACAUUGUUCAGAUAUGUCAGCGAAUUCAAGCUAUAAUUAGUCUUGUUCCUUUCUCAAAAACAUUGUCGGGUUUCAAAAGCCAAGCAAAGAAAUUAAUAGAAAGUAUUGAAAAACUUAAUUAUAGGACGUUUUAUUUUGAUAGUGUUCUAAGUAAGUUGCAUCUCUGUAUAGAAGCAAUUAAUGAUUGACUGUUUUUCCCUGAUUCUAAUUUUAAAUAAAGAAUAUAUUUUUACAAAGAA